AUGAACACAGCAGCAUCAACAGCAGCAGUCGAGGCAGGAAAGCCCGCUCCUCCCAAAAACAAGCAGAAGGAGGCCAGGCAGUUCAAGAGCAGGGCUCCCAAAGCUGGACAGAAGUCAUUUGAUGAUAUUCCAGGGAUGGAAGCGCUUGGAGAUCCAGCGGUCGUCUGCCCAUGGGAGUCUUUCGGUGACAUUGAGCUGAGCGAUCUGGCCCAGUUUGGCAUCGUAUAG
This is a messenger RNA of Scomber japonicus (chub mackerel), 228 nucleotides long. Its product is annotated as retinal cone rhodopsin-sensitive cGMP 3',5'-cyclic phosphodiesterase subunit gamma-like. Gene Ontology annotation, cellular component: photoreceptor outer segment membrane. Gene Ontology annotation, molecular function: 3',5'-cyclic-nucleotide phosphodiesterase activity; cGMP binding. Lineage: Eukaryota; Metazoa; Chordata; Actinopteri; Scombriformes; Scombridae. The coding region runs from base 1 to 228 and encodes 75 amino acids. The transcript is spliced from 3 exons. Gene Ontology annotation, biological process: visual perception; positive regulation of G protein-coupled receptor signaling pathway; positive regulation of epidermal growth factor receptor signaling pathway. The record is from RefSeq and is a predicted model, not a curated record.